Messenger RNA from Neocloeon triangulifer, 2334 nucleotides. Its product is annotated as protein VAC14 homolog. Bases 101 to 2149 code for a protein of 682 amino acids. Gene Ontology annotation, cellular component: endosome membrane; PAS complex. The record is from RefSeq and is a predicted model, not a curated record. The transcript is spliced from 14 exons. Gene Ontology annotation, biological process: positive regulation of kinase activity; phosphatidylinositol biosynthetic process. NCBI's taxonomy places the organism in Eukaryota, Metazoa, Arthropoda, Insecta, Ephemeroptera, Baetidae.
GCCGGGAUCUGCCCCCCAGAGCUCAAGUCAGAUGACAACACACAGCACUCACUGACGGGAGGAUUUGCAUACAGUUCGUUGCUAUCAAUAUAAAGCAGCAAUGAACGACAAAGAUUAUUCACCUUUGAGCACAGCCUGCGUUAGAGCACUACAGGACAAACUCUAUGAAAAGAGGAAAGCCGCCGCUGUGGAAAUCGAAAAAAUGGUUCGUGAUUUUCAUGCUAGCAACAACACCAUGCAGAUUAAAAAGUUGCUAAAAAUACUUGGGCAAGACUUCGCGCUUUCGCCGAAUCCUCAUUACCGCAAAGGAGGACACAUCGGAUUAGCGGCGGUUGCCAUUGGCUUAGGCCCUGAUUGUGCUCAGUAUGUACCUGAAUUGACCGAGCCUCUGCUUGCCUCUUUCACCGUCAAUGAUGCAAGGGUUCGAUAUUAUGCCUGUGAAGCUAUGCACAAUGUUGCUAAAGUGGCCCGUCAUGAAAUCUUACCUAGCUUUCCUCAAGUAUUUAAUGCGUUAAGUGUCCUGGUCGCAGACCUUGAUUUAAAUGUUCGGAGUGCAGCAGAGUUACUCGACAGAAUACUUAAGGAUAUUGUGACUGAGAGUCAAACUUUUGACUUGACCAUACUGAUUCCACUCCUAGGAGAGAGAAUUUACGCCAAGAGCAAUUUUUCCAGAGAGUUUAUAUUAUCUUGGGUGUCUCUCUUGCAUCAACUUCCAAAAUUGGACCUCAUUGUUUACUUACCAGAGCUCCUUGACGGACUUUUUAAAAUUUUGGAAGACCCAGCUCCUGAAAUUCAACAAAGAUGUGACAAUGUCCUGGCACAAUUUUUGAGGACAAUAAAAAAGAAUCCAUCUCAGGUUGACUUUCAAAAGAUGAUCAACGUAUUGAUCCUUCACGCACAAUCUCAGUAUCAGUCUCUGCAAUUAACAGCAAUAACCUGGGUAAAAGAAUUUGUGCAGCUCUCUGGCCCGAGCAUGUUGCCUUACACUUCGAGCAUCCUGACUGCAGUUCUUCCUUGUCAUUCUUAUGAAAACGAGGAGAGAAAGAAUAUAAAAGAAACUGCCAAGGCUGUUAGCUUUAGUCUUCUUCGCCUAGUCUCUCAGCAAGCUGAAAAUCCUACUGAUGAUCCAAAGUACAAACUCGACACAGAGAGUGUCAUUGAGGUUCUUGUUCGUAGCAUAGGUCAUGGAUCCGCAACACCAAGUAAAGUUGCAGCACUCACUUGGAUUCUUCAUCUCAACAAAAAGAUGCCCAGCCAAGUAAGCAAGAAACUGCAAGAAUCAUCUAAUGUGCUAGUCGGAGCACUUUCGGACCCUUCAGAUGAAGUUGUGCGUCACACAUUGGCCGUCCUUGCUUCCCUCUCAGACCAUUCAAGUCCAGGGGGACCAGAGUUUUUCCCUCAGUUCUUGGGCUCGUUGCUGCACCAUUUUCAUUCCGAGAGGAGUGUGCUAGAAGAAAGAGGUCCUUUUAUAUUGAGACAACUGUGCGUUCUUCUAAACGCAGAGUCAAUAUACCGCAGUUUAUCACAAAUUUUGAUUGGGGAGGAAGAUUUGCAGUUUGCGCGAAGCAUGGUGGACUGCCUGCACGAGAUCUUGCUCACCUCAAGCGAACUUGCGCAUUUGAGGAGGGAGCUGCAAUCCUUGACAACAUCGGAAAGUGCUUCACUCUUCGUCUGCCUUUACAAGACUUGGUGCCACAAUCCUGUGGCAACCGUAUCAUUAUGCCUGCUCACACAGUGCUACCCUCAUGCCAGUACUUUGAUUAAAUCUUUUGGUGAUCUUGAAGUUACAGUAGAAUUUUUGGUAGAGCUGGACAAGCUGAUCCAACUGAUUGAAUCUCCAAUUUUUGCACAUUUGAGACUGCAGUUGCUUGAAUCACCUCAACCUCUAGUGCAGUCACUCUAUGGUAUUUUGAUGCUGAUGCCCCAAACCGAGGCAUUUCACACCCUUCGACGUCGGCUUAACUGCGUUCCAAAAGUUCCAGAUGCUAAAUCAUCAUCUUGGAAAGAAGAUCGAAGUGAAGUCAAUAAGAUUGAUUUUGCCAAGCUCUUUUCUCAUUUUAAAGAUGUCCAAGAGCGCCAUCUCAUUCAGAGACAAAAGGGAAAGAAAAAUAAUGUUCUGGCAGUCGGAAUGAGCCUUGAAUUUGAUUGAAUAUCAGUGGUUAAAAAAGGUAUUAGUUUCACCACCAUGUAGUGAAUUUUUUAUUGAUAAAUUGUGAGUUGUGUGCAAAUAUAAGUCAUUCCAUUAUCGUGUGAACUCUGAAAUCAUUUAUUAUUGAGUAUGUUAAUGUGAAAUAAAAUAAAGCAAUAUAGUUUCUUAAAUAUAAUUUAAUUUUU